GGGUGGCGGGGGGCGGCGCGGGGGGCGGGCGGCGCCCACGCAGCGCCCGCCGCGCCUUGUCGCCCGCCCAGCGCCAGUCAGCAAGUGUGGCUCGUGUUGGCUGAACCAUCUGUAGGGCCAGCCUAUUUUCUUUCCGUAGGACCUUUAACAAAACUACAGAAACACAAUGGCGGAUGAUGAAAAAAGGCGUCUCGAGGAGGCGAAGAAGGCCAAACAGGCCGAAAUCGACCGCAAGCGCGCUGAGGUGCGCAAGCGUAUGGAGGAAGCCUCCAAGGCCAAGAAGGCGAAGAAAGGUUUCAUGACCCCAGAAAGAAAGAAGAAACUUAGGUUGCUCCUGCGUAAAAAAGCCGCUGAGGAAUUAAAGAAGGAACAAGAGCGUAAAGCCGCGGAAAGAAGACGUAUCAUCGAAGAGAGGUGUGGUAAACCCAAAAACGUUGAAGAUGCUAACGAAGCGGAACUGCAGACGUUAUGUCAAAUGUACUGGCACAGAAUAUACAACCUUGAGGGGGAUAAAUGGGAACUAGAACGAGCUAUUCAAAUUAGGAAAUUUGAGAUCUCCGACCUCAACUCUCAAGUAAAUGACCUCAGAGGCAAAUUCGUCAAACCAACACUAAAGAAGGUAUCAAAAUACGAAAACAAAUUCGCCAAGCUUCAGAAGAAGGCCGCCGAAUUCAACUUCCGUAACCAGUUGAAGGUGGUCAAAAAGAAGGAAUUCACCCUCGAAGAAGAAGACAAGGAGAAAAAACCAGACUGGUCAAAGGGCAAGCCAGGCGACCAGAAGGUAAAAGAGGAGGAGGUUGAGGCAUGAAGUGUUCCCACACCAUGUGACACUCGCCGAUACACCCACAACACACCUUAAGACUUUCCGACACGGUGUAAACACAACACCAUACAUUUUUAUAAUUAUUUAUUGAAUAUUUUUUGUAAGUUAAUGCGAUAAUAAAUUAAUUUGUCUA
Molecule: messenger RNA, 956 nt
Organism: Aricia agestis (brown argus)
Lineage: Eukaryota; Metazoa; Arthropoda; Insecta; Lepidoptera; Lycaenidae
Gene: wupA
Product: troponin I
Exons: 9
Coding region: 167-808 (213 amino acids)
Biological process (GO): muscle contraction
Cellular component (GO): troponin complex
Source: RefSeq, a predicted model, not a curated record